Molecule: messenger RNA, 1187 nt
Organism: Folsomia candida
Lineage: Eukaryota; Metazoa; Arthropoda; Collembola; Entomobryomorpha; Isotomidae
Product: microtubule-associated proteins 1A/1B light chain 3A
Exons: 4
Coding region: 232-612 (126 amino acids)
Biological process (GO): macroautophagy; autophagy of mitochondrion; cellular response to nitrogen starvation
Cellular component (GO): cytosol; autophagosome; autophagosome membrane
Molecular function (GO): ubiquitin protein ligase binding
Source: RefSeq, a predicted model, not a curated record
AUUUGCUUGCUUGGUUGCUAUUCCCUUUGUGUUGUCACAGUCAGUCAGCUCGACACCACUGAACUCUGCACUUUUUUACAGAAAAAUUAUUAUUACGCAUCGAGAUCACCCAACAUUUUGCCAACGUUUCUGCUCUCUUAUCUUACCUUGGAAAAGAUAAGGGGAGAGUAUUUUUGGGCAGUUUGCGAAGCCAGGAAAAGAUUGGAUUUUCAAGUAAGUUUCAACAACUAGAUGGAUGCCUUGCAAAAAUCAUUUAAGGACCGUCGUUCUUUUGGACAACGAGUUCGAGAAGUGGAGCAAGUUCGGAAGGAACAUCCUUCCAAGGUUCCAGUGAUUAUUGAGAGAUAUCGGCACGAAAAUCAACUCCCCCCACUCGACAGAAGCAAGUUUCUUAUCCCAGAACAUGUCAGUGUUGGGGAACUCAUCAACAUUUUGAGGCGAAGGUUGCAGCUAAACCAGUCCCAAUCAGUUUUUCUCAUCGUGAACGGUCGUAAUUUGCCAGCAACUGCCGCAACGUUUGCUGACAUUUAUCGCAAUGAAGCGGAUCCAGAUGGCUUCCUUUAUAUUGUGUACGCGUCACAUGAAACUUUCGGGGGAUCAUCAUCAUCAUAAAAAAUUGCGUUAAUUAAAGAUCUACAUUUGUUAUUAUUUUCAUGCCUCAUUGUUACUAUCCAUGCAGAAUUUUGACGACCUCGUUAAAUAGAAAAUAGAUUUCAAAUCCAGUAAAUUACAAGAUUAUCAUUGGUGCAUAAUAUAAUAGUUAGUUCAUAUUAUCGCACUACGGAGCGCACCAGGUUUCAGACUUAGACUACUAUAAUGUAGAUUUAUCGAAUAUUUAUACAAGUUGACUUGUUUUUGUUUCUCAUUUUCAUUGCGCACAGGCUAAGUUUUUUUCUUAACGGUAUGUCGCUAAUAUUUUUUAUUUAAAUAAUGACGUUUAAUUUUGUAGCUGGUCAGUCCGUUAUUUAGGGUUUAAAACAAAAUUUAUAAUACUAAUAACACAAUACAAACAAAGUCCCCUUUAAUACUUGAACCUACAAAUUAACUAUACAAGUAAAACAUGAGUUGCAACUAUGUAAGUGUGAUCUUAAAUAUGUAGUUUUCUAUGUAAAUGUCCAUGCUCGUAUACUUGCCAGCAUUUCGUAUUUAUUAAUAAAAGUUUUUGCGCACGCAGUUUAUAAUAUGAA